Talaromyces stipitatus ATCC 10500 is the source of this 2567-nucleotide messenger RNA. RefSeq names its product DNA replication factor C subunit Rfc4, putative. NCBI's taxonomy places the organism in Eukaryota, Fungi, Ascomycota, Eurotiomycetes, Eurotiales, Trichocomaceae. The coding region runs from base 1 to 2448 and encodes 815 amino acids. Gene Ontology annotation, cellular component: Ctf18 RFC-like complex; Elg1 RFC-like complex; DNA replication factor C complex. The record is from RefSeq and is a predicted model, not a curated record. Gene Ontology annotation, biological process: DNA repair; DNA-templated DNA replication. The transcript is spliced from 7 exons. Gene Ontology annotation, molecular function: DNA binding; ATP binding; ATP hydrolysis activity.
AUGGCUCAAGCAGAAUCAUCCAAAGCUGCUGCCCGCAAUGGUCUUCAUGCUUCAACAGCCGGAGCUCCCCCAGACUACGAGCUCCCUUGGGUCGAAAAAUACCGCCCAGUCUACCUAGACGACAUCGUCGGCAAUACCGAAACAAUCGAAAGACUCAAAAUCAUCGCCAAGGAUGGAAAUAUGCCCCAUGUCAUCAUUUCCGGUAUGCCGGGUAUCGGAAAGACGACUUCUAUCCUGUGUCUUGCGAGACAGAUGUUGGGGAAUGCAUACAAGGAGGCUGUUUUAGAGUUGAAUGCGAGUGAUGAGCGAGGUAUUGAUGUUGUUCGGAACCGAAUAAAGGGAUUUGCACAGAAAAAGGUUACGCUUCCUCCGGGGAGGCAUAAGCUUGUUAUCCUUGAUGAGGCGGAUAGUAUGACGCCCGGUGCUCAGCAAGCCCUCCGACGCACAAUGGAAAUCUACUCGACCACCACCCGCUUCGCUUUUGCCUGCAAUCAAUCCAACAAAAUCAUUGAACCUCUCCAGUCUCGUUGCGCGAUUUUGCGCUACUCGCGUCUAACAGACGGUCAAGUCGUAAAACGUCUCAGCCAGAUAUGCGAAGCUGAAAAAGUCGAGUUCUCGGAAGAUGGUAUUGCGGCACUUGUAUUCAGUGCAGAAGGCGACAUGCGUCAGGCAAUUAAUAACUUGCAGAGUACUUGGGCUGGAUUCGGCUUUGUGAGUGGUGAUAACGUCUUUCGUGUUGUCGAUAGUCCACAUCCGAUCAAAGUUCAGGCAAUGAUUAAAGCUUGCUGGGAGGGGAAAGUGGAUUCUGCUCUAGACAUUCUAAAUGAGCUAUGGAAUCUGGGCUACUCCUCGCACGACAUCAUUAGCACCAUGUUCCGAGUCACAAAGACCAUUCAAACACUUUCAGAACAUGCCAAACUCGAAUUCAUCAAGGAGAUUGGUUUCACACAUAUGCGCAUCUUGGAUGGCGUCGGCACUCUACUGCAAUUGAGUGGUUGUGUUGCGAAACUUUGCAAGAUUAAUAUGAAGCCUGAACUUUUUGUGCCGUCAAAUAAAUACUGGCACCCCCCAGAUGCAAGUGCCAUCAACAAUCUAGAUCUCAAUCUGGGCUCUGACGGCGUGUUCGAUUUUAUAUUUGACUCCUCUAUAACUCCCGACGAGCGAUAUGGACGGUACAAUUACUGCAAUAUGCCGCAUGUGCGCAGGAGAGAAUACGCCGUUGCGUCGGCGGAGUAUGAACUUGUUUAUGUUGAGAUAAUUCAUCGCCAUCACAAAAGAACACCGUAUCAAUCCAAUACCUUCCCCUUGGAAAAUGAUACAUGGUAUUGCAACGAUACACAACUCUAUCACUACGCCCAACCUUCAGCCGGACAACAAAUGAGCACCAAUACUUAUUGGCAGAUUGAAGAAACCAGUGCAUUCGAUUUGUUCCCCGUAUCUGGAUUUCCGGGUACGUGUAUCUUUCCGCAGAUUACUCGUGAAGGAUUACAGGAUUCAUGGCAACAUGGUCGCGACAUUUAUGAGGUUUAUCAUGAUCUUUUGGGGUUUUUACCCGGUGAGUUGGAUCAGAGGAAAGUGAAGUUUAGGGUUACGAAUAAUGAGAUUACGAGUCACGUUGCGGGUAUGGUUAUUGGGGGGAUGUACGGAGAGGGGGCUGCCGUGCCGUUGCAUGUGCAGAAGGCAGGUGUUGAUUCCUUGGAACCACAAUAUCCAUGCCCUGGUGGCCAAGCUCUAUUCAACAACAUCAAACACCCCAACUCUCCAUCCUCUGAACAAUGGAAGACUCAUCUCGAAAAGACCAAGGAAUUAAUGGAGUCUUUGGACUCCAUAUCCGGCAUUCCCUCAGAUGCAGAUGAUUGGCACACCAGCUACGAUCACUACUUUGACAAUCUUUCCUCUCGACUAUGUCACUCCAAACCUCUACCUUGCAAACAAGAGCAACAGUCCAACGACGCGAAAUGCAUAACACGCUCACAAGCAAACUCCGUAUUCCGUCUUGGACAAUGGGAAUACUCACGUUUAUUUCGUGAUGCGCCGUCCUCGCUUAUAGCCAGCGCAGCGUUAUAUGGUGUUUUCAUUGCUGAAAUUGCGCAACAUCUACGCGAGCAAAUCAGAUUCUUAGAUGAGGAUAUUGAUCAGAGUGGUAGAGUGUUGUAUCGACACAACGUCGCGCAUGAUGGAAGUAUUUCGCAGAUACUAUCGCUACUACAAACCAGGCAGAUGGUUUGGCCGGGUAUGGGGGCCGAGAUUGUUUUUGAACUAUAUCGGAAGAGACCUUCUUCUUCGAAAGAGAGUGGGCUCUAUGUCCGUGUUUUAUGGGGAGGACAAGUGUUGCAGAGCUCAAAUCCGGAGCUCGGUGAUAUGAAGUUUGUGGAUUUGGAGAAGUUGCUGGGUUAUUUUGAUUCUUUAGUUGGACGGAAAGCAGAGAGUGUUGCAGAUCUGUGUUGAUUGAAUAUCAGUGCAGUUGCUGGAAACUGUUUUGGAUGAGACCAGUAGAAUGAAUUGGCUCCUCUUAACUAGACCAAAAGCUGUGCAUAUCAAUUGAUAUAGUAUAGAACUAAAUAACU